AUGAACCUUCUUUUUCACCUUUUCUUCGUCUUCCUUCUUCGUUUCUCAAAUGGGUUUUCAGAUCUUGAUGCACUCUUGAAGCUCAAAGCUUCAAUGGUGGUGCCACCGGCCAGGUCUGGAUUGGAUGACUGGAAACCACCUCAAUUUAACUCCAUUGUUCCCGAUUCACAUUGUAAGUUUUCAGGAGUUUCCUGUGAUGAAAACUCUCGUGUCACGUCGUUGAUCAUCUCCAAUGUUCCUCUUUAUGGUACCAUCCCGCCGGAGAUUGGGAUUUUGAACAAGCUUGUUAAUCUCACUCUUGUGUCUGGCAAACUCACCGGUGAACUUCCGGUGGAGAUGUGUAACCUCACUUCCAUUAGGUUUAUUAACUUCUCUGCUAAUUCAUUGACUGGAGUGUUUCCCGGUGAUAUCGUGGCUGCCAUGACCGAACUUCAAGUCUUCGAUAUUUAUAAUAAUAAUUUCAGCGGGAAGUUGCCGUUGGAGUUUGUGAAGUUAAGUCAUCUGAAAACGCUUUUUCUCGGUGGUAAUUAUUUCUCCGGGGAGAUUCCGGAGGCUUACUCGGAGUUUCGGAGUUUACAGAGUCUCGGAUUGCAAGGAAACGGACUCUCCGGCGGCAUUCCGUGGAGUUUGUCGAGGUUAUCGACGCUUGAGGAGCUUUGGCUCGGAUACUACAACAGCUAUGACGGUGGAAUUCCACCGGAAUUUGGAUCGUUCAAAUCGUUAAAACUUCUUGAUAUCGGAGGUAGUAAUCUCUCCGGUGAGAUACCGGAGAGCCUCGGGAAUUUGAAAAUGUUACAUACACUGUUUCUUCAAUUCAACAAUUUCACCGGCGAAAUACCGCCAACACUGGCAGGGUUGACCAGUUUGAAGUCGCUUGAUCUCUCUAACAAUAAUCUCACCGGAGGAAUACCGGAGAGUUUUUCAGAAUUGAAGAAUUUGACGUUGUUGAAYCUGUUYCWCAACCAUCUCGCCGGUCCUCUUCCUCCGUUCAUCGGGGAUCUCCCGAAUCUGGAGGUGCUUCAGUUAUGGGAGAACAAUUUCACGUUUUCACUACCGGAGAAUCUUGGCCGGAACGGCAAGCUUCUUAAACUCGACGUCACCGGAAACCAUUUGACCGGAACAAUUCCAGAAGAUUUAUGCAAAGGAGGGAAGCUACGAACUUUGAUUCUAAUGGAAAAUUACUUCUUCGGUCCGUUACCGGUAAAGCUCGGAAGCUGCAAGUCGUUAACAAAGAUUCGAAUCAUGAAGAAUUUCUUCAACGGGACUAUUCCUGCCGGAAUCUUUAACUUGCCGGCGCUCACCAUGCUUGAGCUUGACGACAACUAUUUCAGCUGUGAACUUCCGGCGGAAAUGUACAGCGAGUCUCUUCAAAGUGUUUCGAUAUCUAACAACUGGAUCACCGGAAAAAUACCUCCGGCGAUUGGUGGUUUGGUGAAUCUAACAACUCUCUCUCUCGAAUCAAAUAAUUUAUUCGGUGGAAUUCCGAAGGAGUUAUUUAAUCUGAAAAAGCUGUAUAAGAUUAACGUCAGUGGCAACAAUCUCACCGGUGUGAUUCCGGCUUCCAUUGGAUCCUGUUCGGAGUUAACUUCGAUCGAUUUCAGUCUUAAUGGCUUGUACGGUGAAAUUCCCAGAGGAAUUCUGAGUUUGCUAAACUUGAACAUCCUCAACGUCUCUCGUAACCAACUGAUCGGUGAGAUUCCGAGCAAAUUAGGUCACAUGAAGAGCUUGACGGUGUUGGAUCUUUCGUUCAAUCAGUUCUCCGGCAGAGUCCCCUCCGAUGGACAACUAAAGGAUUUCAAUGAUACGAUCUUCGCUGGAAAUCCUAACCUCUGUUCACCACACGUUCUUCACUGCCCAGCCAAAUCGAAGUUCGAAAGUCGUUCGAUCGCCAAAUCAAAACUCCUUAUCCCAAUUUUCGCCAUAAUUGCAAUCAUGUUAGUAAUCACAGCCAUAUUUCUCCGAAUUCGAAAGAAUAAACUCAUUGAGAAAUCCAAAAUGUGGAAACUAACUGCAUUUCAAAGGUUAGAUUUCAAAGUCGAAGAUGUUCUUGGUUGCUUGAUAGACGAGAACAUAAUCGGAAAAGGUGGAGCCGGGGUCGUUUACCGUGGCUCGAUGCCAAAUGGUGUUGAUGUUGCAAUCAAACGAUUGAUCGGCCGAAACCAUGGAUUUGACGCCGAGAUCCAAACGUUAGGAAGAAUCAAGCACCGGAACAUCGUGAGAUUACUCGGUUACGCAUCAAAUUGUGAAACCAAUCUACUUCUUUAUGAAUACAUGUCUCACGGGAGUUUGGGCGAGAUUUUGCACGGAUCGAAAGGAGCACAUUUGCAAUGGGAAACGAGGUACAAAAUUGCAGUGGAGGCCGCCAAGGGAUUGUGUUAUCUCCACCACGACUGCUCGCCAUUGAUCAUCCAUCGAGACGUGAAAUCGAACAACAUUCUGUUGGAUUCAGAUUAUGAAGCCCAUGUUGCUGAUUUUGGGCUGGCCAAGUUCUUGAGAGAUGCUGGUGCUUCUGAAUGCAUGUCUUCUAUUGCUGGAUCAUAUGGGUAUAUUGCACCAGAGUAUGCAUACACACUGAAAGUGGAUGAAAAAAGUGAUGUCUACAGUUUUGGAGUUGUACUUCUUGAACUAACCACUGGUAAAAAGCCGGUGGGGGAGUUUGGUGACGGGGUGGACAUUGUGAGGUGGGUCCGAGAGACGAUCUCGGAGAUCUCUCAACUGUCGGAUGCCGCUGCCGUGAUGUCGGUGUUGGAUUCUAGGCUCAAUGGGUAUGUUCUGUCGAGCGUUGUGGAUAUGUUCAAGAUAGCAAUGAUGUGUGUGGAGGAUGAGAGCACAGCUCGACCCACCAUGAGGGAAGUUGUUCACAUGCUAACGAACCCUCCCGCGCAUCAGCCGUGUGUAAUCGCUCGUUGAACGAACCACUUUGAUUGUACAGGAGCGACUUCUUGUGUGUUGGGAUGAAUAAACAUUGGGUGAAAUCAAAUGUACAACUUUUAUUGCAUUGAGUACAAGUCUCUUCCAUGAA
This is a messenger RNA of Cynara cardunculus var. scolymus (artichoke), 3022 nucleotides long. RefSeq names its product receptor protein kinase CLAVATA1-like. Gene Ontology annotation, molecular function: ATP binding; protein kinase activity; receptor serine/threonine kinase binding. The transcript is spliced from 3 exons. Gene Ontology annotation, biological process: protein phosphorylation. Lineage: Eukaryota; Viridiplantae; Streptophyta; Magnoliopsida; Asterales; Asteraceae. The record is from RefSeq and is a predicted model, not a curated record. The coding region runs from base 1 to 2910 and encodes 969 amino acids.